AUGAAUCAUUCUAUAGAUUAUUAUAAUGUUGAAUAACACAAGUUAUAUGAAUAUAUGGUUGGGUUAACACAAAAUGUUACAGGAGUAGAAAAGAUAGUAAUUAUAUGAAAUAAUUGAAGUUUACAGAAUUAAUAGCAUGCCUCCAUGAUUUUAGUUUGAAUAUAUCAAAUAUUGGGCAAAAAUUUCACUCUUAAAUUAGUAGUGGAAAUGAACCAGAUAUUUUAGUUUGUUUAUAUUAAUAAGUGAGUAAUUAUUUAUUACGAUUAUCUUAAAAUUGGGACAAUACCGCUCAAAAAAUAAAGAGUGAAAUUGCAGAGCCUUACACAUAAUUUAUUUUGAAUUUUAGAUAAACAAAUAGAAGUUUGAAUAGUGAAUCAAAAAAUCAAAUAGCAGAAAUAUCAGAAACAAGAAAAGAAAUGUGUAAAACAUAAGAAGAAUAUUGGAAAUUAAUGAAAUUAUUUGAGUAGAAAUCUUAAUAAGCUUAAUAAAUGAUAGAUCAUAUUGAAAAAGGAAAUGCAACUAAAGACGAUUUUCAAAAAUAAUUCAACAAUUCUUUAAGAAUAUAAGAACUAGCAGAUGGCAUGGAAAAAGACUAUAAGAAAUUAUUAUAAAUUACAAAUGAAAAAUGGAAGCAUUUUCAUUAAGAAUGGGAUAAAAUAUUUACAAAUGUUGGUUUAAAUGAAUAGAGUAGGUACAAAAUAAAUAAUGAUAUAGAAUUAUGUUUACAAAGUAGACUGUUAGUUCAUUAUUGAAAUUAUUGCCUUUUGAUUAAGAUUAAUCAUAAUUUGAAGAAAAAAUAUCUGAAUUAGAACUUAAGUUGAAAACAGAUCCAAAGAUACCUAUUAGAAAGUUAAUUGAAAAAACAAUGCAAACAUAAGAGGGUUGUAUGUAAUUUGAUUAUAUUCAAAGCAUUUAAAUUUUAAUUAGAAGAAUUUAUAAGUUAUGAAUAAUGGAAGAAGAAUCAUUAAAAUCAUGAUUAAGUUCAUCCUAUACAAUAAGUACAAAAUCAAUGGACUAUCGUGGGAGAUAAAAUUUCAGAAGAGGAAAAAAAGAUAAUGGAUAAAUAUUUAUAUUAAUUAUUUUAAAUUGAUCUAUCAGAUAAAUGUGAAUAAAUAAUAAAAAUAAAGUAGAUUUUAUAGAAAUCAUCUGGUAGAAAUCAUUUUAUAAAUUAAUUAAAUAAAUUACAUACUAAAUCAAUUUAAGAUAAAUAAGCAAGUAAAUUUAGUAAUAGUAAUCUUAGAAUUCUAUUUAACACUAACGACUGAAUAAUUUAUGGAGUUACUAUAAUUAAUAAGACAUUGGUUAAAUUAUGUAGAUUUGAAUGAAAUUUAUGAAUCUGAAGAUAUUUAUGAUUUAUUAUUAAAAGCAAUAAGAAUAGUAAGAAUAGAUGGUAAAGAGAGAGUCAAUUUGGCCUCUUAAUUAUCAGACAUUCCAUUAUGGACUAAAGUUGAUAGAUGGAUAGAAUUGUUUUAAUUCAUAAGUGCAAAAAAAGUUGAUGAAAAGAGAAAGUAGGCUUAAUCUAUUAUGUAAUAAACAUAAAGUACUAUUUUAAAAAAAGGUGUAAGAAUUAUAGGAAAAGGAUUGUCAAUGAUCAAAAAUUUUGGGACCUAAUAAUCAAAUUUGAUAGAAGUAAAUGAAAGUGAAAUUUGCUAUAUGAUAUUGGAUGAAAUUAAUUUAUUUAUCUAUUCUCUUAAAUUACCUUCAGAAAUAUCUGCAGAAAUUAUCAUUUAAAUAGCAUCUUAAUAAUAAUAGAUUGAUAAGGAUCAUGUAGUUAAAUUAUUAGAAAAAUAAGAAGAUUUACACAAUACCUAAUGGAAGAAACUUUUUAAAUCUGGUAAAGUUGUUUUAACACAUAAAACUGAAAAAUAUGAAAGAAAGAAAUUGUAUGAUUAUGAAAAUAAAAUUAUAUAAGGAUGUGGAGCUUGUUUAAAGUAUAUAUAUAAUUAAUAAUUAGAUUUUUAUCUAUUUAGGAUAAACCAUAAAAAUUACUUACUCUUAAUAGUAAUUUUAAUAAAUAGUUAAAACAUAAAAUUAAAAAAUUCUAUUUAGGAAAUUCAUAAGUAUUUUCAGAGGAAUCUACUCACAAAUUAAGAUUGAAAUUAAUGUCUUAAGCAUUAAAAUUGUAAUCAUUAAAUAUUGAUUAUGUUGAAAUGAAAACAAAAGUUGGAAUUGAAAUGGAUGUUAAUAAUCUUUAUGAAGAAACUAUCAAAUUGGAUGUUUAGAGAAGUCUUCACAUUCACAAAGACAAAAUUAAUUCAAAUGUACUUUAAAGUUUGUUAAGAAUUUAUGCCUUUUAUAAUUAAGAAGUUGGAUAUUGUUAAGGUAUGAAUUAUAUAGCAGGAUAUCUUUAUUUAACAUAUUAAGAUUAAGAAAUUGCAUAUAAGGCUUUUGAUAGAAUGAUGAAUCUCUAUUUUAAAGAAUUAUAUAUCAAUGACUUUUCAAAAUUGGUAAUAUCAUUUUUAUAUACUAGAAAACUGGAUUUUAUGCCUUUGAAAGAUUGUUAUGUAUUUUCUUACCUGAAUUAUCUCAACAUUUAAAAGAUUAAAAAAUUGAUGCCUCCUAUUAUGUUGCUUCUUGGUUUAUUACUUUAUAUUCUAAUGUAUUUCAAUAUAGUUAAAGAUCAGCUAUAUUGAAUGUGAUUUGGGAUUUAUUUUUAGCUGAAGAAUGGAAAGGUAAAAAUGAAUACUAAAAUAGGAUUUUAUAAAGCAACAUUUUAUAUAUUCUCAUUGAUUUAAUAAUAAAUACUAAAUCUUGAAUUUGAUGAGAUUCUUCAUUAUCUAGGAUAAUUAAUUAAAUCAGAAAUAUUUAGUAUAACUACUGAAAAGGAACUAAUUAAAUAUAUUUAGAAAUUUGAUAAAACUAUUAAAGAUGAUGUAUCAAUAAAAUAAACUAUCCUUUCACGAUUUAGAAUUACUAAUAGAAUGUUAAAGAGUCUUGAAUCAGAAUAUCACAGCUUUUAAUUAAAAUUAAAUAAAAAGUUUAAUUAAUGCAUGAAAAGAUGA
Molecule: messenger RNA, 3002 nt
Organism: Paramecium sonneborni
Lineage: Eukaryota; Ciliophora; Oligohymenophorea; Peniculida; Parameciidae
Source: the annotation of a GenBank genome assembly